AUAAACACCACAGUGGCAUGCUGAUUUAUUUUAUUUAUUUAUUCAUUUAUUAUCAUUAUUAUUAUUAUUUUCAGAUUUUACAUAAUUUUUUUUUAUCAAAUAAGUUUUAUAAAAAGACUGAUUUUAAAGAAGGAAUGCAAUCUUACAGACUCUUUUACCUAAAAUACAAGAAUACAAGUCAAAAUAGAACAAAAGACAGCGAGAAAGAAAGAAGAAAAAAAAGAAAAGAAAAAAUAACACACUGUACACAUUGAUUUUACAUCAUUUUAAUGGUAUUUUUCAAACCAAUAUUUUAUCUUCCAAUAUAAGGACAAAGACGCUGCUAAGAUGGAGAUAUUUAAUAUGAUCAAAUCCAAAUUUGUUACACCAUUUGUUACACCUCCUUCUGGUCCUCCUUCAGAGGAUGACAAGCCAUGGAGGCCAAUGAACUGGAGUGAAGAUGGACAAAACCUUUUGACAACAGUAACCAACUUCCAACCUGGGAACCCGGAAGUCAACACUCUCCGAAUUCUACUGCAUGGACCACAAGGUGCUGGAAAAUCAAGCUUCUUCAACUCUGUGAAUAACGCUUUCCAGGGGCGCAUCUCUACCAAAGCCCAGGCAAAUUCAUCAGAUUUUGGAAGAAGCUUUACUUUGGAGUGCAAAACAUACAAAGUGAAGAAGGACAGGGCUGGCUCCUUCUUUCCUUUCAUGUUCACUGACAUCGCUGGUAUUCACAAUGUAGGCAUUGGAAUAAAGACUGAGGACAUCAUCCAGUUAUUAAAGGGUCACAUCAAUGAUGGUCAUACUUUUAACCCAGUAAAACAAAUUACUGAAGAAGACCCAAAAUACAAAAAUAAUCCCACUCUGAAAGACAGGAUUCACUGUCUGGUGGCUGUUCUUCCUGCUAACACUGUUUCUCUGAUUGAUGAGGACAACAUUAGGCAAAUGAGAGAAGUUCGGAAGAAAGCACGAGACUUGGGCAUUCCUGAAGUCAUAAUCAUGACCAAGGUGGAUGAAGCAUGUCCACUAGUUAAAGACAAUCUUGAGAAGAUCUACACAAGCAAAAAAAUAAAACAGAAGAUGCAGGAGUGUUCUGUCAAACUGGGAGUUCCUGUGAACUGCAUUUAUCCUGUGAAAAACUACCAUGAGGAGCGUACUACUAACACAACAGUAGAUAUUCUGAUUUUAGAUGCAUUGAAAAAUAUUCUUAACUUUGCCAAUGACUAUGUGGAGGACCAAGUGGACAGUCAAAAUGCUAUAUGAAAUUUUACUAUAUAGUAGUCUUUUCUAUUCUAUUGGCUCUUUGGUAGUGUAUAUUUGCAUGACAUCUCUGAUAUCAGUCUGUAGAUGAAGGCAAUUACAUAAUCACACAGGAUAUAAUCAUAGUUAGCCAAUAAUCAGGAUAUACUGUUUAUAAUCAUUUCCUUCAGUGCUCAGUUACAAUCAACCUGCUUUUUUUAAAACUUGAUUUUAUUGAUUUUAUUUUCAGUGGUAGGACAUUCACAUGUUUGAUAUUUAUCAUAUCAGUAAAGAUGCGUGUGCGCAGUAGUUUUUUGAGAUAUGCUAUAUCUGUGGGUGAGAUAUGCUAUAAAAACCUGCUUUAUAUGUAUUUUAAGUCAGUUCUUUUACAUAUGUAUUUUUAAGUUCAGCCGGUUCAAGGAUAUUCAGAUGCAUUGUUUAUUGCUGUCUGGACAGGAAUCCCUGUUAUUCAAACCUAAAUAAAUAUAUAUGAGAAAAUAUUGAAUGUUGGCAACAUUGUUUUUUGUUUAUUCUAGGCUGAUGCAACUUAACUGAAUGUUUUAAAUCCUUCAAGGCAUUGAUCAUGAUCAAAAACAGUCUAUAGGCUUAUAAUGUUGUAACAUGCAGCAUUUUAAAGUGCAAU
Molecule: messenger RNA, 1864 nt
Organism: Ctenopharyngodon idella (grass carp)
Lineage: Eukaryota; Metazoa; Chordata; Actinopteri; Cypriniformes; Xenocyprididae
Product: interferon-induced protein 44-like
Exons: 7
Coding region: 328-1245 (305 amino acids)
Source: RefSeq, a predicted model, not a curated record